AUGAGCCUCGCCGCACUGAGCUCUAGUGACCCCGUGCAGACGGCCGCCUACCUCCGCACCCUCCCCGCCAUCCGCGAGCGCUGCGCGCGCGUGCACGCCCUCGCCCAGGCCGGCAAACUCAACUACUUCGAGUACCACCCCGAGCGCGAGGCAGACGCCGUCGCGUUCUGCGUCGAGGUCAUCAAGGGGGGGUACGGGACGGACUUUGCGUCGAUCCCCCCGCACGGCCGCUGCCGCACCCUCGACGCCGGCAGGCCCCGCCUCGAACCCCUCGUCGCACACUGGAAGGCGGGCCCGAACCCCCCGGACACGAAGGAGAUCUGCAGGCGCCUCGUCGACCUCUGCCUCGUCUCCGUCCUCCUCGACGCCGGCGCGGGCAACGUCUGGACGUACCGCGAGAAAGAGACGGGCGCCUGCUUCUCGCGCACCGAGGGGCUCGGCGUCGCGAGCUUCGAGAUGUUCGAGCAGGGGUUCUUCAGCAGCAACCCGGCGAACGCGUACCAGGCUGAUGCGGACGCGCUUGCGAAAAUCACGACGGAGCGCGUCGCGGCCGCGAUGCAGGUCUCGGACGCGAACCCGCUCGUCGGGCUCGAGGGCCGCGCGUCCCUCCUCGUCAACCUCGGGACCGCGCUCAAGUCCAAGCCCGAGUUCUUUGGCGCGUCCGCGCGCCCGGGCAACAUCGUAGACUUCCUCGAGGGUCAGCUCGUCGACGGCCGGGCGCACGUCUUCGCGCUCUGGACCGCGCUCAUCGACGGCCUCCAGGCAAUCUGGCCCCCGACCCGCGCCGUCCUCGGCGGCGUCGCGCUCGGCGACGUCUGGCCGUGCGAGGCCCUCAGGAAGCACCCGAGCCCCGGCCCGGCCGAGGGCGACGAGCUCGUCCCGUUCCACAAGCUCACCGGCUGGAUGACGUACAGCCUCGUCGAGCCGAUCCAGAAGACGAUGGGCUGGACGUUCGACGGCGUCGAGCACCUGACGGGCCUGCCCGAGUACCGGAACGGCGGGCUGCUCGUCGACACGGGCGUGCUCGCCCUCCGCCCGGGCGCGAUCGAGGCCAGGUUCUUCCCGGACCCGAGCACGGGGAUCCCCAAGCUCCCGCCGUCGCACCCGGCGAUCGUCGAGUGGCGGGCGAUGACAGUCGUCGAGCUAGACCGCCUCGCGGACCUGCUCAGGAAGGAGUUCGGGCUCGGGAGGGAGCAGCUCUCGCUCGCGCAGGUGCUCGAGAGCGCGACCUGGACCGGCGGACGGGCGAUCGCGAAGGAGAGGCGGCCCGCGACUGGAGGCCCGCCCAUCGAGAUCGAGAGCGACGGGACGGUGUUCUGA
Epithele typhae is the source of this 1320-nucleotide messenger RNA. Its product is annotated as DUF1688-domain-containing protein. The record is from RefSeq and is a predicted model, not a curated record. The transcript is spliced from 7 exons. The coding region runs from base 1 to 1320 and encodes 439 amino acids. Lineage: Eukaryota; Fungi; Basidiomycota; Agaricomycetes; Polyporales; Epitheliaceae.